Messenger RNA from Stylophora pistillata, 1274 nucleotides. RefSeq lists its product as uncharacterized. Gene Ontology annotation, molecular function: signaling receptor activity. NCBI's taxonomy places the organism in Eukaryota, Metazoa, Cnidaria, Anthozoa, Scleractinia, Pocilloporidae. The record is from RefSeq and is a predicted model, not a curated record. Gene Ontology annotation, biological process: signal transduction. Gene Ontology annotation, cellular component: plasma membrane.
GGUGAGAAGGAUUUUUGGGGGAGGUUCACAUGGUUUCCAGGGGGAACGUCGUCGCCAACAGAAUGUAAAGAAGAGACCAUAGAAAUUGACUGUUGAUUAACUGCCAAUGAGAAGAGUUAAAAGAAUAUGACACAGCCUCAUAGGAUAUCAGGCUUUGACAUAACCUUGAAAUAUGUGUCCAUUUCCGUUGGUGCCAUAGCUGGUGUCUUGGCAGUAGUACUGGCUGCUGUUUGCCAUAAACAAUUUAUUAGAAUCUGUCUACAACACUGGAAAUCUGAAAAUGGCCGUCCAUCUAAUGAUCCUGGACCUGAAAAUUAUGAGUACGAUGUAUUCAUGAUUUUUAAUUGUGAUGACUAUACAUGGGUGGAGGAAAGGCUUCUACUUCUCCUUGAACGACAGCAUCAGUUAAGAUGCCGAAUCCACCACAGAGACUUCAGAGCUGGUGGUAUGAUUUAUGAUCUGAUGUCGGAUAGCGUUUACAGAAGUUAUAAAAAUAUAGUAGUUUACUCGUGGAACUUUUUGAAUAGUAGAUUUUGCGGGUAUGAACUAAAUCUAGCAAAGCAAAGGCUUCUCAGCAGAAAUGACGAUAGUCUAGUUAUUAUAAGAAUUGAUGACGCAGAUUUAGGAUUGCUACCCGAAGAUUUGCAAACAAGAAGUGUGAUCGACUAUGGCAGUGAUCGUGAAAGAACCCACUGGAAAAGAAAGCUCCUUGAAUUCCUCGGGAUUCCUCACAGAUACAGCCAUCUGAGAAGCACAGAAAACAAUGAUACCGAAGUAUCCGUGUUAGAACCAGUCAACGAAGUAGUUAUCGAGAAUUGAUACAAUUGCGAACAUGGAGCAUCAACCCACUCUCACGAACAACAAUGUAAUGACAUUUAUUUCAUUUUGGAAGCUAUGUGAACCUUUGCUGGUUCUCAACACAGCUUUGAUUGACAAAUUUAAAACUAUAAAAAUCUUUGCAAUCGCUUACCCUUGGCCAGACGUUUCUUAGCGCUGGAAUUCACGAAGCUGCAGUUAACUGCGUUCUGAUCGGAAAAUUGGCCCUUGGAAUCAAAACGAGUUGGUUAUCAUUUCAACUGACUCAACACUUCUCGACCGUGCCACUCAAGUGAGACACUGGAUCAAGAGAGAACUCAUGCCAUCAGUACUGAGUGCGACUUUACAUUUUCACCACCGGAAUACAGUAUCAGCUCUUCUGCAAACUAAAUCAACUUAUUUAAAUAAAAUGGAUUUAUUAGAUAACUAACUAAAUAAAUGUGUUUCGUUUGGAAUCA